AUGACUGAACAUUCGACGGAACGAUCUUCCAACCGAAUGAUCAACCGAACUCUGGAAAUGCUGGAAAAGGCUGGUAGCAAAAAGAACACAUUUGCAAACAAGUACCCCUGGUCGAGUGGCAACUUCAAACGGAAUAAUGCCCCAAUACCUGAACACACAGACUCGAGAGAUUAUAGCACGUCACCGACACCGAAACGAAGGAAAAUGGCAACACCGCAAAGCGCGGAUAAAACCACUGUUCAAGCCAAUUCAAAUUCUUUGGACAAUCUGAAAAUUUCAUUAGUAUUUCCGAAAGAUUCGGAGAGACCUCUUUCUUCAUCGUCGCCGUGUCAGAAAUCUGUUUCCUUUUCUGAUCGAAUAGAAGUAGAAUCGUCAUCUGCUCAAACGAACUCAGCUGCCUCCCCACGACCUUCAUCUACUUCAAAACUACGCUCGAAACCAAUAUUAAAAUUGAAUCGAGUCUCUUUGCAAAAAGGGGAUAUCGUCACUGAACAAAGACUCACUUUCAGUGCUCGAACGACAUUUUCACUUAAUCCAAUGGAACUUGCAUAUUGGAGGAGUGGAGAAAUACAUAACAUGACUGACAUCAAAAAUAUCAACGAAUUAAAAAAUAUCUUCGAAGGUGGGCUAUCGUUACUAGCUGUCUCGGAACCAGAACAUGUCUCCAAAAGAUUCGAAAUUUACGCUACGUUUAAUGCAAUUUUGGAACGGCAAUUUGGCGACAACACCCCAACUGGUAUGGAGGACAAGGUGUGUUCUGUACUAUGUGCUCAUAUGGAAGAAAUAGUCAACGUCUGUUAUCCGCAUCUGAAACUCGAGCAGUCAAGUUUAUUGGAGAAUGUUUCUGUGAAAAACCCAUUUAGCACGCGGCUGUACAUUCAAAUCGUUAGGUUCUUUACACAUCUCCUUUCUAACUUCAAGGUAAUUUGUGCACUUUCCUCUAAACGUAACAUACAAACGUCCAUGAAGCAGGUGUUUGAAAGUAGUUAUGAAGCCUUGAGUAGUCCACACUGCAAUAAACAAAUGAUAACAGCCCAAAUGAUCUUCCUGAGACAAGAAAAGUUUGGUACGUCGUACCUGACAGAAAAUGAGAGAAAUAAACUGGUUAACAUAAUAACAGAGGUGAACGAAAUCGAUAGUUAUAACUUGAAAUACGAAAAGCUACUACUAAUUAAAGCCCUUUUUGGGAAAUACUUGAAACAGAUGUUACAGGAUGUCCCCAAAUGGUUGUGUGGAGAAGUUUUAGCUAGAAUAUUAGUUGAAACACAGACUUACGCUAAUAAAUUGGCAGUGGUCGCACUCGAAAUAUUGUUGGAUCUCCUUAAGCAGUUAUUGGGCGGAAAAGACAGCGUAACAGCUUCAAUAUAUGAAUCCAUGGAAGAGAAACCAGCAAAAGAUGUUUUGUCUCCCAGCAUGAAAAUGAUGUUACAAUCGGUACUACCAGAUACUUAUGACUUUGAGACAAUUACAAUAGGGUCUAUGCUACGUGAUCAUCUUAGGAAUCAGAUAACUGAACAAAAGGCAUAUAAAAUUGGAAUUGAUUUGUGGCUGGCAUUGGUUGGAAUACUUUUCAACUCACCUCGUAAUAUCACAAAACUACUACCAACUGACGACCGAGGGGACAGUUGGCUGUCAUUAAAUGAACUGGCCUUCAAAACCAAUGAUGAAAAAGCCAUGCUCUUGGCACUAAAAAGUUGGAGAGUCGUGAUAUAUCUUGUGUCUGUAAAUAUUACUUCACUAGAGUCUGAUGAGGUUCAGCUACAAUUGCUACAACUACUGCUGACUCCCUUUGACCAACUGCCAAAUGUAUUGGAAAAAGAUUGUGUGAGAGAAGGUUUGUUGUAUUGUCUGAAUGGGGUGGUUUUUUGCAGUGUUUCUAUGAUCAACUCCCUAGGAACACAGAAUGCAAUUUCUUUAUUUUGGGAUAAUUUGUUACAGCCACUAUUCCACAAAUGGAAUUCAGCAGCAUCUUCAAACGAAUUACAAACCAGAACGAUGGAUAUUUUUAUCAAGAUACUCAGAGGAAAGUUUCCAAAAACUUCAACACAAAGGUCCAACUCACCGAAUACAAAACAGCAGCAGCAUAACUUUAGACCAGUCCGUGUAAUAGCAGCACGAGGUAUAGUAAUUUCAGAUAUUCCAAACCUUUCUAACAACUUUAUUCACAUAUGGUACAUGCAAAUGGCAAAAAGUGCAUCUGAUCUUUUGCGUACUAGAUCUUUUGAGGACGAACAUGCGAAAUCUCUUUUUCUAAGUUUGAUAGACACUGUACCAGAGAGUUCUUUAAAUGAUGAAGUGUUUGAUUAUUUUCUGUUGGUCCUUAAACAUUACUUGGAACCAACAUACGAUUACACGUUCAAUCAACUGAGUGUCUUAACUUUAUUUGCAACACAGCUUGUCACAAAAUUUGAGAAACUUUUGCUGGAACCUUCUAACUCCGGCUUAUCAUCAGUAAUUGCACUUUAUGAUUCAAAGACAUUCAUCAAUUAUGAUUUUCCACUUAAGCUAAUGAUAAGCAUGUUAGACUCAAAUGAUUGCGACGCAUCUUUGUUCGCUAUUUUCUCCAAAUUUAUGGACAUGAAAAACAAAAAUUAUCCUGACUACGUGACCAACUGGUUGAGUGUCGCGGUAUUGCCAUCAAAUAUGAAUAGACAUGACAUGAAAUUUUUAAUGAACAUAAUAUCUAAAAACCCUUUGGUAUCAAUUAUCGAAAAUUUACUAACAGUUAUUGCCGACAUUGAUCGAGAGUUUUAUGGAAUGAUCUGCACCUCUGCAUUGACAUGGGAUGACCAUGCUUUACUUUAUUUUAUUAAAGGCGUUUUUACGAGUAACGCUCCAAAUUCCUGUAACUACCUAUCAGGUUGUUUACCAACGAGAAUCAGUAAGUCCCUUUUUUUAUUUAAAGCUAUACUGAAUUCUCCUGAACUUUUUAAGGAGAAUGGAAUCGUUUUAAGAUCAGUUUUAAAGAACCCAUCAUUAAUCCAAAAUUUGAAUGUUGCCGAAGUCACUAAAUUGAGAGAUCUUUCUGAUCAUGAUGCUCCUACAGAUUUUAUGAAGUAUAUCAACGUUGUAUACAAAAAGCAAAUAGCUGGGACAAUGAAUAAUAAACUGUCCCAAUCUGGAACCUCGACUGACAAGAGCAAUUCAGAAUGUUUUAAUGAACCUCAGCUGGAUAAUCAAGGUCAAACUGGAGAAGAUACAUCUGUGGUUGUUUUGGAGAAGUUACAUGAGUGUUGUUCUAAUAACAAGGGAGACGCAUUGACCGAAAUUCUUUCCAAUUUGCUGAGUCAGGAUCAAACUACCAUUAUAUCUAAUUUUUUCUGUUCUUACGCUGCACAAAACAUAGAGGUCAUCAAGCUAAUCUCACCGAAGUUGCUAAGGCAUCUGUGUAAAUUUUAUCCCGACCACUUACACGCCCUAAUACUGCCUGCAAUCAACUAUCUAUUUGGACCUGUUCAAAAGAUAUCCACCCUUACAUCAUUGGCAAUAAUAUUGAUAGAAAAGAAGGAUAUCAACGGCUUGGAUAGAAUUAUUGACCCAUUUUCAAUCUUUCUAUUCAAAGGUCCCAAGAAAUUAUCUUCCGAUAUUAAACAUAAGAUAGCUGGGCUAUUCUUGAAGAUGUUUUUUCUAUUGAAGGAAGAAAGAGGAGUACAUUUGAGUAUUGUUCUCCAUAGGAUCGUUCGUUCUUUACCUCGAAGAAGGCCGGAAUACCUUAAGAAUGUCAUCAACACAAUUUCAACCCAAAAGAACUUGGAAAAUAAGAUACCCGAUAUCAACGAUAUACAGCUGGCAUUAACAAAAUGGAUCAAGUUGGAAGAUUAUUCUUCUUAUUUGCUGAAAUACAGGAGAUAUGCGUAUCUCGAUCAAAUAACAAAUCAGGUUGGCAUAACACAAACUAAUAGGCAACCUCACAGUAAUGGCAUUGUUGGGACCAACAUCGCACAGAUCGAGGUUCCUGAAAUGCAAUCAUUGUCCAAGACUAAAGAUAAUGCUGCGAUAGAAGAAGGUUCAGCGCAACAAGGAGUGGAAACACUGAUUACAGGAACUAAUUCUAUUGGGAUGCAAGAAAACUUUUCACAAGAACCCCUCAAUGAUUCUAUCGAUAGAACUGUUCACUCUCACGAAGGUAAUGGAACUCAAGCUACCUAUCUCGCAAACGCUCUAUCUCGAAUAGAUAAUGAACAAAACCAUUCAACUAAACAGCAUAAUGCAUCUACUUCGAAUUCACUUACUUCCACUCUUUCGGAGGUAACUUCAUAUGGAGGGUUAAUACAAUCUGACACGCAAGAAGUCCGGACCACCUUGAAUAAAGAGUCCAGUAUUGAUGAUGAUAUAGUAGAUCUUUCUCAAAAGUCAUCUCCAGUUGAAGCCGUAGGGACUACUUGUGUACAUUUACCCAAUAACAUACAUGAAAUUGACAUUGACAAAGAGGAGAAUACCACUCCAAAAAAGGAAGCUCAAAUGACAAUAAACACACAGGCAGUAAACGAAUCAAACUCAGCUACUAACCUUGAAGUAAGGUUAUCUGCGUUACCAAUUGAAACUGGGACUCAAAUGAUUGACAAUUCCAACAAAUAUAAGGGCUCAGAAAUGGUAACUGGGUCAGAUCUGAGGGCUGAAGGUAAAGUAUCAAAGACAGACAGAUCUGGCAGUAUCAUUACACGGAACUCCAAUGUUAAUCAUCGGCCUGGACCAGAAAAUUCCUCAGGUCUAUUAACCUUGGCCAUUUAUAAAUCGACCGCAUCACGGGAAGCUCCAAAUACCCAAUUCGCCCCGGAAGUACACUUUGGCCCGAAAAAAGUUGAACCAGUGACUUCCGUCAAGAUGAUCAAACGUGAUCAGGGCUCUAUGGGGGAUAUAGUACAAGAAGAGAAAGAUGUUAAUACUGCUUUUGAACCCUUUCAACAAGAUGCUGCUAUAGCAAAAGUGGCUUUAAAGGAUGAUGAGAUGUCCUGUGAGAUUCAAGUCUCAGAAAAUGAAAAUUGUGCAGACGAUACUAGUUCGAAAGAGGGAACACCAUCUCUGCAUAUCCAUUUCCCAUCCAAAAAGGCGAGAAAGAUAGUUAACCGUUUACGCGACUUCAAGCCGGAUCAACUUGCUGCGUUAUCUGCAGCAGAGAGGAGGAAUCUACGGGUAGAAUUAUUGGAUUUCAUGAUGAAAAUGGAGUAUUUUGAAGCAGAGGAAUAA
Messenger RNA from Huiozyma naganishii CBS 8797, 5187 nucleotides. It is a transcript of the gene RIF1, whose product is annotated as DNA-binding protein RIF1. The coding region runs from base 1 to 5187 and encodes 1728 amino acids. The record is from RefSeq and is a predicted model, not a curated record. NCBI's taxonomy places the organism in Eukaryota, Fungi, Ascomycota, Saccharomycetes, Saccharomycetales, Saccharomycetaceae. The transcript has a single exon.